Molecule: messenger RNA, 3069 nt
Organism: Xiphias gladius (swordfish)
Lineage: Eukaryota; Metazoa; Chordata; Actinopteri; Istiophoriformes; Xiphiidae
Product: neuroligin-4, X-linked-like
Exons: 8
Coding region: 349-2979 (876 amino acids)
Biological process (GO): synaptic vesicle endocytosis; postsynaptic membrane assembly; neuron cell-cell adhesion
Cellular component (GO): synapse; cell surface; postsynaptic specialization membrane
Molecular function (GO): signaling receptor activity; neurexin family protein binding
Source: RefSeq, a predicted model, not a curated record
CUCAAAUCCCCUGUCCAGGACACACACACUCACUUAAACACUUCCACACAAACAUACACAUACAGACACGUAUUCAAAGGACUCACUGACUGAGUCACCACACACUCAGAGGCACUUAAUCACUGACUCACAGACAGGAACACACAUACUCAUAGACAGACACAUACACAAGGGGAAAAAGUUGUUUGCAAGAGCCGGGACUGUGUGCUGUGUGUGCUAUGGGCCAAACUGAGCGGCAGCUGUGUGCAAGUGUUGGAUACCUCUGAAGGGUCAGCACAGCCGUAACCCUUGCCAUCUCCCGGUCCCAUCCGGUCCCUCGUCCUCCCAGCUACCGCUAAACACACCAUCAUGUGUGAGCUGAGGACCAGGAGAACUCCCUCUGCCUCAUCUCCUUUCCCACCCUUCUCCUCCCCCUUUGGGUUCCCAUCCCUUUUCCUCUCCCUCUGCCUCUCCCUUUCUUUCUGUCCGGCGUCGGUUUUGGCGCAGCAGACCGUGCCUGUCAUCUCCACGGUGCAGGGCCGCAUCCGUGGCAUCCUGACCCCACUGCCCUCAGACCUUCUUGGCCCCGUCAUCCAGUAUCUGGGAGUACCAUACGCAAGGCCUCCAACGGGGGACCGGCGAUUCCAGCCUCCUGAGCCGCCUUUACCCUGGCCAGGAAUACGAAAUGUGACACAGUUUGCACCCGUGUGCCCACAGUCGCUGGAUGAGAGGAGCAUGCUGGGAGAUAUGAUGCCGUCCUGGCUCACAGCUAACCUGGAUAUAGCGGCGACGUACCUCACUCACCAGAGCGAGGAUUGUCUCUACCUCAAUAUCUACGUGCCCACUGAGGAAGACAUCCAUGAGGAGGGGGGUCAGCGGCCAGUGAUGGUCUAUGUCCACGGUGGCUCGUACACAGAAGGCACUGGUAACAUGAUGGAUGGCAGUGUGCUGGCAAGCUACGGCAAUGUUAUUGUCAUAACCCUCAACUACCGCCUAGGAGUAUUGGGGUUUCUUAGUACCGGUGACCAGGCAGCAAAAGGGAACUACGGCUUGCUGGAUCAGAUCCAGGCUCUGCGCUGGGUGAAGGAGAACAUUGCAGCCUUCGGGGGAGACCCAAACAGGGUCACUGUGUUUGGAUCCGGGGCCGGCGCCUCCUGUGUCAGCCUCCUCACCUUGUCUCAUUACUCUGAGGACCUGUUCCAUAGAGCCAUCAUCCAGAGCGGCAGUGCUUUAGCCAGUUGGGCUGUCAACUACCAGCCCAGCAAGUAUGCCCGGCAGCUUGGUGAGAGGGUGGGCUGUGGCAUCGACGACAGCACCCAACUGGUCGCCUGCCUCCAGGGCCGGAGUUACCGGGAACUUGUGGAGCAGAACAUAACGCCGGCCAAAUAUCACACGGCUUUUGCCCCGGUGAUUGAUGGUGAUGUUAUACCAGAUGACCCCCAGAUUCUGAUGGAGCAGGGAGAAUUUCUGAACUAUGACGUGAUGCUGGGGGUUAAUCAGGGCGAAGGCGUGAAGUUUGUGGAGGGCAUUGUGGACUCAGAGGACGGUGUCACGGCUGAGGACUUUGACUUUGCUGUGUCAGACUUUGUGGAUAGUUUAUAUGGAUACCCAGAAGGCCGAGACACGCUGAGAGAGAGCAUAAGGUUCAUGUACACGGACUGGGCUGACCGCGACAAUGCCGAAACCCGACGAAAGACUCUGGUAGCGCUAUUUACAGACCACCAAUGGGUGGCACCAGCAAUUGCCACAGCUGACCUCCAUGCUCAGUAUGGAUCUCCCACCUACUUCUACUCCUUUUACCACCACUGCCAGAGUGAUGCCACUCCGCCCUGGGCUGACUCCGCCCACGGUGACGAGGUGCCCUAUGUAUUCGGUGUGCCCAUGGUGGGACCCACUGAUCUGUUCAACUGUAACUUCUCCAAGAACGAUGUGAUGCUGAGCGCAGUAGUCAUGACUUACUGGACCAACUUUGCCAAGACUGGUGAUCCAAACCAGCCGGUUCCUCAAGAUACCAAGUUUAUCCACACGAAACCUAACCGCUUUGAAGAAGUGGCCUGGUCUAAGUAUACCCCUAAAGAGCAGCUGUACCUCCACAUCGGCCUCAAGCCCCGUGUCAGAGACCACUACCGGGCCACCAAAAUCUCCUUCUGGCUCCAGCUGGUACCUCACUUACAUCACGUCAAUGAGCUCCUCCAAUCGGUGUCCUCCUUCACACACAGUCCCUCUCCACAGGAUGACACCCCUUAUUCUUACACGAAGCGCCUAUCCAAAGGUUGGCCUCCUAGCAGUACACGUCACCCAGGCUCACAAGGGGGUACCCCACAGCCCCCAGAGUCUGCUUUAGGUGAAGACAGAGAGGAAAACGGGGUCCGUGUCCCUAAUGAGGACUACUCCACUGAACUCUCUGUGACGAUUGCUGUGGGAGCGUCACUGUUGUUUCUUAACAUCCUUGCGUUCGCGGCUCUGCUUUACAAGAAAGACAAGAGGCGCCUGGAGCAUCGCAGGCCCCGUCCACUUCCUCCCCCGAGACGAGAUAUCACACCUGCAGAUGUUGCCGCCCACCUACAGGGGGAAGGACUAAUGUCUUUACAGGUGAAGCAGCUGGAGUGUGAUGCAGCAUCCGCAGACGAGAGGAACAACACUCACCACCAUCACACUCUGGAUACACUGGAUGCUCUGGACGGCUUGGACACCCAGGACAUCUACAGUACACUGGACACCGUGCGCCUAACCUGCCCGCCUGAUUACACCCUCACCUUGCGCCGCUCACCCGAUGACGUCCCCCUCAUGACGUCUCUGACCCCAGGAUCACUGCCUGUGACCCCUGGGUCACACCCUGUUACCCCGGCGACGCCAAUGACCCCCAUGACACCUGGAUCAGUGGUGGGGAUGAGGAUGGGGCACCCUCACCAGGGAUACACACACCAUAGCCCAUAUAGUAAUACGCACUUGCCACACACACACAUCUCCACGCACACACACUCCACCACGCGUGUAUAACCGCAGCAAGAUACUCGCACAUACAGGGACAUAAUUACAACACUCACUCAUACUAACACACACACACACACACACACACACACACACACA